GAAGGAAGCACCUUAGCAGUCAGGGCUGGGCCAGCACAAACCAGGAGAGUGGCUACAAUGACUUCAGCAAUACUGGUGGACAUACGGGAUGAAGUGACCUGCCCCAUCUGCCUAGAGCUGCUGACAGAACCUGUGAGCAUAGACUGUGGUCACAGCUUCUGCCAAGCCUGCAUCACUGCAAACAACAAAAAGUCCAGCAUCAGCCAAGAAGGAGAGAGCAGCUGUCCUGUGUGCCAGACCAGCUACCAGCCUGGGAACCUGCGACCUAAUCGGCACCUGGCCAACAUAGCGGAGAGGCUUAGAGACGUGGUGUUGGGCUCGGGGAAGCAGCCGAAGAUGCUUCUUUGUGCACACCAUGGAGAGAAACUCCAGCUCUUCUGUAAGGAGGAUGGGAAGGUCAUUUGCUGGCUUUGUGAGCGGUCUCAGGAGCACCGUGGUCACCACACGUUCCUUAUGGAGGAGGUUGCCCAGGAAUAUCAGGAGAAGUUCCAAGAGUCUCUGAAGAAACUGAAGCAAGAGCAGCAGGAAGCUGAGAAACUAAAAGCUGUUAUUAGAGAGAAGAGGGCAUCCUGGAAGAAUCAGAUGGAACCUGAGAGACAGAGGAUUCAGACACAGUUUAAUCGGUUGAGAAGCAUCCUGGACAAAGAGGAGCAGCGGCAACUGAAAAAGCUGGAGGUAGAGGAGAGGAGGGGUCUGAGUAUUAUAGAAGAGGCUGAGGAUGAGCUGGUCCACCAGAGCCAGUCACUGAGAGCUAUCAUCUCAGAUCUGGAACGUCGGUGUCAGGGGUCAACGACAGAACUGCUGCAGGAUGUGAAUGAUGUCACGAAAAGGAGUGAGUUCUGGACCCUGAAGAAGCCAGAAGCUCUCCCCACCAAGCUGAAGAGUAUGUUUCGAGCCCCAGAUCUGAAAAAGAUGCUGCGAGUGUUUAGAGAACUAACAGGUGUCCAAAGUUACUGGGUGGACGUGACUCUGAAUCCACAGACAGCUAAUUUAAAUCUUGUCCUGUCCAAAAACCGGAGACAGGUGAGAUUUGUGGGUGCUCAGCUGUCUGGGUCUCAUCUGGAAGAGCAUUAUGACUGUGGUGUCCUGGGCUUUCAGCACUUCUCUUCAGGAAAACAUUACUGGGAAGUAGAUGUGGCCAAGAAGACUGACUGGAUCCUGGGGGUGUGCAGUAAUCCAGGGGAACCUACAUUCUGUUUCAGCCAGUUGGCGAACAAUCAGAAUGUUUACUCCAGAUAUCAACCUCAGAGUGGAUACUGGGUAAUUGGGUUACAUCAUAAACAUGAAUAUAGAGCCUAUGAGGAAUCUUCUGCUUCCCUCCUCCUCUCCAUGAUGGUGCCCCCUCGCCGCAUUGGGGUUUUCUUAGAUUAUGAGGCCGGCACUGUCUCCUUUUUUAAUGUCACAAACCAUGGCUUUCCCAUCUAUACCUUCUCUAAAUAUUACUUUCCUACCACCCUUUGUCCAUAUUUUAAUCCUUGCAACUGUGUAGUCCCAAUGACCCUGCGUCGCCCAAGCUCUUGAACAUUCUUCUGUCCUCGCCCACAUCUGAGCAGUAUCCCUUAUUCUGAGGCUCAACUGUACCUCAGUCUCUCCCUUUUGACCUUCUGUUUGUCUGCCUUCUCACUUCUUUACCUUUGAACAUUUACUCAAUGCUAGAAUGUACCCAGUAGUGAUAAUGAACAUCUUUGAUGAAUCAAUCACAGAUCUUGAGAUGGGUGGCUUUCAACAUUUUACCAUUAAACAUGGUAUUUAAUAAAGAUUUGUUUUGUUGAUGUAUGGGAUCAAAUU
Molecule: messenger RNA, 1788 nt
Organism: Ceratotherium simum simum (southern white rhinoceros)
Lineage: Eukaryota; Metazoa; Chordata; Mammalia; Perissodactyla; Rhinocerotidae
Product: tripartite motif-containing protein 6
Molecular function (GO): protein binding; zinc ion binding
Source: RefSeq, a predicted model, not a curated record